This is a messenger RNA of Gilbertella persicaria, 1806 nucleotides long. Its product is annotated as WD40-repeat-containing domain protein. Lineage: Eukaryota; Fungi; Mucoromycota; Mucoromycetes; Mucorales; Choanephoraceae. Gene Ontology annotation, biological process: transcription initiation at RNA polymerase II promoter. Gene Ontology annotation, cellular component: transcription factor TFIID complex. Bases 1 to 1806 code for a protein of 601 amino acids. Gene Ontology annotation, molecular function: protein binding; RNA polymerase II general transcription initiation factor activity. The record is from RefSeq and is a predicted model, not a curated record. The transcript is spliced from 9 exons.
AUGACAGACCACCAAGCACCUGUCAAGAGUGAUAUCGACGCGUAUGAUUUAAGUUAUAAAAGUCUAAGAGAAUGGAUAGAGAAUUCAUUGGAUUGGUACAAGCCUGAAUUACGAUCUGUAUUGUAUCCUAUCUUUGUUCAUUCUUACCUUGAUCUUGUUGGCAAACAUCUCACUGACAAAGCAAAACCCUUUUUCAAUACUUAUAAACGAGACCAUGUUGAAUUACACACAAUUGACUUAAAUACGCUUGAGACAGUCACUGAACCCCAUCAUAUCCGCGAGAAUGAACUAGCACGCAUGUACAGAGACAACAAAUACAAUCUACGCAUGUCGGGUGUACCUUUUGAACUGUUUCUGAAUUACUUGCAAGACAACAAAUUCAUGUUGCUGUUGCGUAUCGUGAAUCAAUACUUGAAUAUUCAAGUGGUCCAUGGUAAAUUAUUGAAAUCCGCAGGCGGGUUAGAGAUGGAUGAUGUGAUUGGUAUUAUUGGACACCAAAGUCAACAAUUAGAAGCAUUCAAUCAACAACCUGUUCAACUCGGUAUGAAUCAACUGGAUCAAUCGUUUCGAGAUGAGAUAGAACAAGCCAUUCAAGAAAGUCAACCAGUCCAAAAAGAAGAAGAAGAAGCAGCAGUACAAGAGAAUCCAACAUUAGAAGCCUUUAGAAAGAGAAUCCAAGAGAAUACAGUGGAUGGUCCAGCCUUUGGUGAUAUCCCAUUACCUCCUUAUAGGGGAACAGAUAUUCAGGCAGAACUGGAUUCAUUGAAAGACAUGAAUUAUCGUAUGCCAUUAAAUGAGACUUCCUUACCUAGUAUAUGCUGUUAUACUUUUCAUAAUACACAUGACAGUCUGAACUGUGUCACUACUACACAAGAUGCUACUUUGAUUGCUGGUGGAUUCUCUGAAUCGUUUAUCAAGAUAUGGAGUCUAAAAGGAGAAAAACUAAGAUCACUUCGAAACACAAUUAACCCUGCUCAUGAACGCCAUGGAUCAGAAUACAAAAAACUAGUGGGUCAUGGUGGACCUGUAUAUGGCCUUAGUUUUAGUCCAGACAACAAAUACUUGGUGUCUUGUUCAGAAGACAAGACAGCCAGAUUAUGGAGCACACAGACAUUUUCGAAUUUAGUAAUCUAUAAGGGACACAACAGUCCUGUUUGGGAUGUUGAUUUUGGUCCAUUUGGAUUCUAUUUUGCCACUGCUUCUCAUGAUAGAACAGCACGUCUUUGGAGUUGUGAUCAGAUCAAUCCCUUAAGAAUCUUUACUGGCCAUCUAUCAGAUGUGGAUACAGUCAAAUUCCAUCCCAACUCGAAAUAUCUAGUGACGGGUUCAAGUGACCGUACAUCAAGAUUAUGGGAUGUCCAAAAGGGGACUUGUGUUCGUGUAUUUACAGGUCAUACAGGUCCUAUCAAGACAGUCGCUGUCUCACCUAAUGGUCGACUGAUGGCUUCUGCAGGUGAAGAUAAGUCGAUUAUGUUAUGGGAUUUAGGCAGUGGCAAACGUAUCAAGAAACUCACUGGUCAUACUGAAUUUAUCUAUUCAUUGGCCUUUAGUGCAGACAAUGGUGUGUUGGUAUCAGGGGGUGCUGAUAGUACAGUGCGUGUAUGGGAUGUCAAUACGGACACAACAUCUGCUAUAGCCAAAAAGCGAUUCAAGACAGAAGAUGAAGAUCGAAAGAAAAAAGCCAUUCUUGAGAGUCAUGAGCAAUUAGGGGUGUUUCCUACAAAACAAACACCUAUUUAUGAUAUCCAAUUCACAAGUCGCAACUUAUGUCUUGUUUCUGGUGCAUUUACACAAAAAGAUAAAUAA